Acanthamoeba castellanii str. Neff is the source of this 603-nucleotide messenger RNA. RefSeq names its product ABC transporter family protein. The transcript is spliced from 2 exons. Gene Ontology annotation, molecular function: ATP hydrolysis activity; ATP binding. The record is from RefSeq and is a predicted model, not a curated record. The coding region runs from base 1 to 603 and encodes 200 amino acids. Lineage: Eukaryota; Discosea; Longamoebia; Acanthamoebidae.
AUGCUGCUGGGCGACGAGGAGGACGUGGCGGUGACCUUCGUGGGCGAGUUUCACGUGAGCGAGCUGGGCGACACCGUGUUCAGCGGCAGCAACAUCGAGCUCGCCGUCGAGGACCGACUCCUGCUGACCCACGCGCACCUGAGCCUGCAGCGGGGCCACCGGUACGGGCUGAUCGGCGAGAACGGGGCGGGGAAGACCACCCUGCUGCAGGCGCUGCGUGCCCAGAUCGCGCAGGAGGACGCCAGCUUCAGCGUGCAGUACGUCGGCCAGACCGACGCCGAGCGCAACGCCGCGUGCGAGCAGUCGACCAUCGCUGCUCUUGCCGCGGCGCUCAAGACCUUCCCCGGAGCGGUUGUUGCGGUGAGUCACAACUGCGCAUUCUUGCUCGAAGUGUGCAAAGACCUCUGGGUCUGCGAGGGCGGCACACUCCGUGUUGAGAAGGAGACCGACGGCUGCCUCUUCGUGGACAACUUCCGCGCCUAUGCUGAACAGAUCGUGCUCAAGACUGAGAAGGAGGCGCUGCACGCAAUGCUGCGCAUCCGAGCAGCACGGGCAGCCAUCGUAGUGCAACAGCCAGGCGCCACAACAAGUCUGCUUGUAUAA